This is a messenger RNA of Populus euphratica (Euphrates poplar), 2110 nucleotides long. Its product is annotated as BRO1 domain-containing protein BROX homolog. The transcript has 12 exons. The coding region runs from base 218 to 1468 and encodes 416 amino acids. The record is from RefSeq and is a predicted model, not a curated record. Lineage: Eukaryota; Viridiplantae; Streptophyta; Magnoliopsida; Malpighiales; Salicaceae.
UAAUAGUAUCACAAGUUGAUUAUGAAUUUUCAAAGAGCUCCUUUAACGACGCAGAGACUUCUACGACUCCUCCAUGUGAGCUAUGUCUCGGUUCCUGAGCUUCCUACGCUCAGAUUCUCUCUCUCUCUCUCUAGUAUCAUCAACAUUUAUGAUGCAUCCUCGAAGCUUCACAUUUUCAUCCAGGUGUAAAGUUUGAAGGAAUUGAAAGAAGAAAAAAAUGGGAUGCGGUGCUUCUAUGCAUCCACUUGGGGGGAGAGGGAAGAAAAGUGUACCAGAAGUGGUAGUGUAUGUUCCUUCAAUGAGAAUACCAGCACACUCUGAUCUUCAAAGGCCACUAAGAGGGUUAAUUCCUCAAGAUCUUGUUGAUAGGUUGGCCUGCCUUCGCAAUCAGAUUGUGUUAGUGGCUGGGGAUACAGGGCUGUGUGGAUCUGCCGUGACUGAACUAAGGAGGGCACUGGAAGAGUACUUGUCUCUUCUUAUUGGGCUCACCAAGAAAGAACAUGGACUCGAGGGCUUGGUCGAGUUCAAGUGGAAAAAUCUGGAAAGUGGCCGGCAGGAAAACUCUGUGGCAAACUCCUGGUUUGAAUUAUUAUCUGUCAUUCACAUGAUAGCAAUGCUUACUUUGUCAGAGGCUAACACAUUGAUGAUCCCUAAGGAUCGCUCUGGUUCUGGCAUUAGGGUUGUAUCUUCAGAUUGUAAGAGGGAUGCUGUUGAUUUACUGCUUAAGGCAUCAGGGUGCUUGGUAUUCUGUGUCCGUGAAAUCUUGGCUCGUUUACCACCAGAUAUCAAGAAAACCUUUUCAAAAGAUUUCCAAGAUGGUGUCCUGGAGGCUAUAUCCAUUCAAGCGCUAGGCCAGGGAACUGAAAUUCAGCUCGGUUUCGCUGUUGAAAGUCAAAAGGCUUCUUUAUCUGUGAAGAGGAGGUUGGCAUGUGAACAGCUGAUCUACUUUAGUCAGGCUUAUCACUUCUUGUCAGGGCUUGACAUGAGUAAUGGGCAUGGAAAGAAGCAUCUCUGUUUCAUUAAGUGGAAGUUCCUUGAAGCAAAGGCUGCAGCUUACUACUACCAUGGUCUGAUCCUUGACAAGGGCACCGAACCAGCCUGUCAUGUUAGUGCUGUAUGCUGUUUUCUAGCUGCAGGUGGGCUUUUGUCAGAGAGCAAGAAGGCCUGCUUAACCUUUUGCCUCACAGCUCCUGUUACCAGAUCUCCUCCGCUUUGGGGUGCAAUGAAGCACUUGCAUCAGAAAAUUCCUGAAGUUGCAUCAAGGAAGUCUCAGAUGUAUGGCUACCUCUUGGAAGAAGAGAAGGCUCUACAAGCACUGCCUGACCUACCAGAUUUCCAGUUGUCAUUGGCACCUGAUGACUAUGUAUUGCCGGAAAUAGAUCCAGCAUGGGAUCGCGAUAAGUGGGGCAUACAUAGUCAGCCCUUAAAGGAGCACCUCAAAGAUUCUGAAGAUGAGACUGGAACUUAAUGAAACCCUCUAUGAACUCUUCUUUUGUGCUCUAAUGAACUUGAAACUAUGCCACGCAAGGCUAAUACAGUACCAUACCUUACCAAGUUGCCAUAGGAUAGCAACAAGAUACUUUCUUGAUCUGUCUCCACAUCCAUGUAAAUUUUUGUUUAAAACGCUGUCUAAUAAAACUUGUAAAGAGUUUGUAUCUCUAGAAUCAUGUUCUUCUGUUUCGAUGCUAGACAAAUAGGCACCAGAUGUAUCCUUUCCAUUAGAAUUAAUCUUGGAAUGGUUCUUGUGAUGAUCACCAGACAAGCAAAACUCAUCAGCAGUGCGUGCAGCAAAAGUUGGAUAUGGUAGCUCCGGUCAUGGAAGAAUCUUCAUAUAGGUUAACAUCUGAUUUCCCAACUCUUGAUUUUUCAAGACUUCAUAGCUACAAACAGUCGACUAAAGUAACAACAUUAUUUCUUAGCAAAUAUAAAACGAGGAAGUGUUGAGAGUCAAUUUCGAGAAUAGAAAACAUAAAAUGAGAAAGCAUGAUUCAAAUGCCCUUAAAAGGUUCACGAAAUUUUAGUCAGCUGCCCUUAUAAUAAAAAUUUACAACUAUCCAAAACACAAUCGUUUACGUGAUCUAUUCUUUUAAUUCCUCCAAUGACGAGCAGA